AUGCCACAGCGUUCACCAUUCGCCAUACAAGAGCUGCUCGGCUUGAGCAAUCCCGCCGCAGCAGCAGCCGCUGUGGCUGCAGCCGUCGCUAAAACACACGAACCCAGCGAAAGCGUCAGCGCGUUGAAGGACCACGACACGCCGUCUACAAAAACAAAGGAAACUGUUGUAACAGCAUCUACUGACAGCACACCACCACCCACGGCAAUAACGACGCGUACGCCAUCGCCCAAUCAGCCAGCGUUGGCUGCCAAUAGCAGCAGCAGUGGCAGCGCUAGCAGCGCAACCACUUCAUUAAACACGACCGCAACAGUGGGCACCAGUGCGCCCGCACUGUCGGCGUCUGUGGUCACCACGGCGGCAAAUGGCAGUAUUGCAGCAGGGCCGUUUAGUGUUGCCGCCGAUCAGCAACAACAGCAGCAUGCUCUGCAUUUUUGCCACAUAAUCUAA
This is a messenger RNA of Bactrocera latifrons, 450 nucleotides long. RefSeq lists its product as uncharacterized. Bases 1 to 450 code for a protein of 149 amino acids. The transcript has 2 exons. The record is from RefSeq and is a predicted model, not a curated record. Lineage: Eukaryota; Metazoa; Arthropoda; Insecta; Diptera; Tephritidae.